Molecule: messenger RNA, 2400 nt
Organism: Anguilla anguilla (European eel)
Lineage: Eukaryota; Metazoa; Chordata; Actinopteri; Anguilliformes; Anguillidae
Product: proline-rich membrane anchor 1-like
Exons: 4
Coding region: 1318-1788 (156 amino acids)
Source: RefSeq, a predicted model, not a curated record
GCCCUGAACUGAGUAAGAAGUUCGAUUGCUUGGAACACAGCAGCGUGGUAGUUUAAAGGUUAAUGUGAUGCUUUACUAGAAUGAAAUGGUGUGCGUAUCCAACUAUCGUCCAACAUAAAUAUGCUCUGAUGCAAAUGCACAAUGGUGCUAAACAGUGGUAAGCAGGACAUUCCGACUUAAACGGAUGUUGAAAAGAUAAUCGAGUGAAAACAGUAAACUGCAAUGUGCCAGACGCAGGCACCCCGGUCAAAAUCACUUCGCUGAUUUUACUUUCCCGUCCCUUCAUCUUUUGACUUGUUUUCUCUAUCAUACAGCAUGGGCUAGCCUCCUCACUUGGGUUCACGUCUCUCUCACUCUUGGACUUGCGCUGUGUAUUAGCUGACAGACUGACGCCGUGACCUACCCAAGCGUUUCUUGCAGAAGCCCAUCUUUGCAAGCACCGUGGAAACUGAUAUUUGAACUGCUUGAUUAUCUAUUCGCCGCUCAUCAAUUUCUUUAAACGCACGGAUCAUUUGCACUUCCCUGACGUCCGUAAUUAUGCAAUCCGCCUAUUUUAUUUGGGAUUUCAUUUGAAAUAGGCAGCAAUGUGUUGAAAGGACUGCAUCUCCUUUUUCGGGACUGCAAGUGUGGGACGCACUAAUGCUGGACGCCGGGUGGACGUGGUUUUUCCUCUUGCGCUUUUAAGCAAGUGUCUGGAAGAGGGAUGAAUACCGUCAUUUAAAGCCAUAUAGGCUCUUCCCCUGUGGGGUUACGCAAAUUUGGGUAUACUGUUGACCAAACUGAAGAAGUCGGAAACCGGACUGCCGCUUUGUGGUGAGAUGCAUAACUAUAAAUAUAAUUAAUGAAUACAUAUAUUUAUAAUUCCUUGCCGCCCCAACUUUAUUGGCGUUAGAUUAGCACACAUAUCUGCGCCAGAAAAAAGAGGGAUAUCAAAUUCAAGCCUAAAUCCGUCGCCCUGUACAGUAAAUCUCAUUGAUUCCCAUCUUCGAAGAACUUGGUCUUCAGCGUUGUGGUUGAUAGCGACUAGAGCGCCCCUUUCAAUUUCCCAUGCUGAUAUUUUUUGGUCGCAGUGCAACUUUCGAAAAAUGAAAUUGACAGGAUCUGUCCACGCAAGGCGUAUGAUUUUUAAGGUGCUCACAUGCUACCAAUAACGAAGAUUCAAGGACAAGAAUGUGUCAAAAACUGCUCCUGGAAUCGUCUGUUUCACAUUUCGUCGCCUAACUGGGGAGAGUGGAUUAAGUUGUUCAAAACAGCCCAGUUCUAUGCGUCCAAUACUUGUUUACUUACCACGCUGGUUGUGAGAAGCGCAAAGGAGGAAUGCUGAUCCGAGACAUAUUGCCGCUCAGCUUAAGUUUUUGGCCUUUUCUGUUUGGUCAUUACUUUUUCACGUCAUUUUUACUUUUGUUUCAGUUUACUCAGGGGGAACUUCAAAAGUCAUGCUCGCGGACUAUUGUGGAGAAGGUGGGAGAAAACUGCCAGUUGGCGUGCCAGUGUAGACCCUAUCCUCCUCUCCCACCCCCGCCUCCGCCGCCACCGCCCCCCAGACUACUGGUCAGCACGGUGGCAGAAACUACUGUGCCCCAGCUGAAGCCAUGGUGGAAGGAGAUAGUAGUAUUAGGCACUGUUGGAUGUGCCUCUGCGGCCUUCCUCUUGUUAAUUGUCAUUAUCUGCUACAAGGCUAUAAAGAGGAAACCACUGCGGAAGGAGGAGAACGGGACCAGCCGGGGGGAGUACGCUAUGAGCUCCCGCAACAAGAAGACCGUGGACACCAACAACGCUGUGGUGUAGAGGACUCGCAGACAAGAAGCAGACAGAUCACCACAACCACCACAACUCCCCCAGGCCCCCUCUCCACCAUAACCCGGUCCGCGAAAAAGCAACGAGGGUGGUAACAUAAAUUUAAUGCACCUUGCCAGUUGUGCUCAUGCACGUCGGCUUCGCUAGCAAUUUAGAAAAAUAGAGCCAGGAUAAGGCAGGGAGAGAAGAGAAGGAAAUACCGUGUGGGGAGUGAGACAGGCUGAGCUCUGAGGCUCUGAGCCUCCUUAACAUGCAAAGCUGGACAGUGCCAUUCUGAACAGGAAGUCGUGUCAGCUGAGGAAGGGUUGACAGCCGGCGUCGUGGAAGAUGAACCUGUCAAUCUGCACGGCUUCCAGAAAUGACACCUCAGAGACACUUUCAAUGAUGGGAACACUUAAUUACAAUAACAAGAAGAAAAAAAAAACAAUGCAUGCAGUUUCCAUGGAAUGCAAAAACCCUCUAGAUUUUUCCACGUCUCUGUUUUUCUUCUUGAGUUCACAUUUUAUUUUGUAGCAGUUUGUUUUUGCGGCUUUGUUGAUUGUGUUUUUCAUACUAGUACCCCAUAUUGUAUUCAGGUCCUCUGUCUAAAGUCAACUCCUGCCG